ACAAUAUACGCAGUAUGUACCGCGCAUCCCAACGGGAAGGACGUGCCGCGCGCGCUCUUGCUAAAUUAAUUACAAAAAAAUCCGAAAAUGCCGCCACUAUAUAUAAUAUCUGCGAUAGUUGCAACCUAUAUCUGCUUGGUGCAAGGACCUUGCAAUAAUCAAGAAUGGAAAACGAUCGCCAAGAGUUAUGCGCUGCUGAAACUACGAGAACACGAGAAUUAUAUAUUAAGAGAAUCGUCUUGCACCACGCCCAGCGGUGGCAAGGGCCAAUGCCAGUCGAUUAUCAACUGCGCACCACUUCUGGCCAUCGUGAAGAAAGCCAAUAAACGUACACCAGAGGAGACCGAGCUGUUGAGAGCAUCCGUUUGCACUUACAACAGUAAUGUGCCUGAAGUGUGCUGUCCGCAAGACGAGCCGCCCGCAGUGCCAGACCGGAGGUGCUUCAGCUAUGAUGGCAAGAACGGCACGUGCCUGGGCCUGUAUUCGUGCCCGCAGCUAAAGAAACUGCUCAUGCCGCCAGUAUCGAAAGAGAGCUUAACAUAUGUGCAAAUAUCUAGAUGCGAGAGCCCAGACCAAUACAGUGUAUGCUGUGGCCCCGACGACGUCGUACCACCAGCCCCCAGUGCCACCAGAUUCUGUACCCCCACGGCUGCACCACCAGACCCUCGCACGGAAUGCUGUGGUCUGGAUAGCGGAGGGGGUAAUAGGAUAUUUGGUGGCAACGUAACCGCUAUAGACCAAUACCCUUGGCUGACGCUCAUCGAGUACCGUGGCAUCAGAGACAAUAGGAUCAAACUACUCUGUGGAGGUGCCCUCAUCAGCGGCCGAUACGUCCUGACCGCUGGACACUGCGUGGCCGGACCCGUGCUCACUAUUGGUACACCAAUCAACGUGCGUCUCGGCGAAUACGACGUCUCACACGCAGGACCAGAUUGCACUGAAGUGGAAGGGGGUGGUACGGACUGCGACGAUGGUGAUAUCAGCAUACCCAUAGAGGCUACCAUCCCGCACAGGGAUUACGACCCUAAUGCUAAGCUGCGGAGGAAUGAUAUUGCCUUGAUACGAUUGAAGACUAUGGCGCCGUAUACUGACUUCAUCCGCCCAAUCUGCCUGCCAACAAUGGACAUAACCGUCAACCCUCCACCAAAACUAAUGCUCGAAGUGGCCGGUUGGGGAGCUGUCAGCGACACGCAGAGCUUCAGCAACAUAAAGCUGCAUGUGGAUCUGCCCUUAGCUACUAAAGCGCAAUGCGAGCCAUAUUACAAACAGCGCGAAGUACCCUUGUGGGGCGGUCAGCUCUGCGCCGGCGGCGAGAAAGGCAAAGACUCUUGCAAGGGCGACUCCGGAGGGCCUCUAAUGAACGAGAACGGUCGACUCUGGGAAGCUGUGGGUGUCGUCAGCUUCGGCCCAACGCCGUGUGGCAUGGAACACAUCCCGGGCGUUUAUACUAAAGUCUAUGAUUACUUACCGUGGAUUCGCAGUCAGAUGAAACCGUGAUAAUGUACUAAGGAAUUCAACUGUGAUUAGGAUCGCUACGUUGCUACGUUGUGACGUUUUCGCUCUUAAUUAAUACCUAAAUAAUUAUUGGUUUCAAAUAUCGUUGAUUAAUUUGAUGCAAGAGUUGUAAAAGGAUCUUAUUUUUAAAAAGACAUUUGACACACAAACGUGUCUUUGUAUUGAGUAAAUUAUUUGUGUGUAAUUAAUUGUUUGCGUGUAUGUGAAAUAAGAUAUAAGAUUUAUGUUUAAA
Colias croceus (clouded yellow) is the source of this 1747-nucleotide messenger RNA. RefSeq names its product phenoloxidase-activating enzyme-like. The coding region runs from base 88 to 1497 and encodes 469 amino acids. The transcript has 9 exons. Gene Ontology annotation, molecular function: serine-type endopeptidase activity. The record is from RefSeq and is a predicted model, not a curated record. Gene Ontology annotation, biological process: proteolysis. NCBI's taxonomy places the organism in Eukaryota, Metazoa, Arthropoda, Insecta, Lepidoptera, Pieridae.